AUGAAACUGUUGUUUGGCCAAUGGGCUAGUGGGAUCACUUCAAGUCGUUUUUACACAAAUGCCGCGAGGCCGCUCAACGUUUUAUUCUUUGGGUCCGAUCAGUUUAGCGUACAUUCGCUGAACGCAUUGUAUAAAUUGAGGGAAACGUCCCCCAGACUGAUCGACAAAAUACAAGUCGUGACAAGAAGUGCGAAAAAAUGUGGCAGAAACCUGUCGAUCAUUAAGGAAGCUCCAAUAGCCUCUUGCAGUCGAGAUCUGCAUUUGCCUCCGGUUAUUGAAUGCGAUACCAAACAAGAUAUGCUAGGACCAGUAAUGAAUGCAAUGCAUGGGGGUGACUUCAAUAUGAUAAUAGCUGUUUCGUUUGGCAAAUUAAUCCCAAAACAGCUGCUGGCUAAGUCUGAAUACUCAUUGAAUGUACAUCCCUCGCUUUUGCCCCGUUAUAAAGGGUCAUCGCCCAUCCAAUACACGCUAUUGAACAACGACACAACGACAGGUGUUUCCAUUCAAACACUGCAUCCAGAAAAGUUCGAUUGCGGCAAAGUUAUCGCUCAAACGGAGCCCCUGGAGGUCAAAACAUUGCUUGCAGAGAAGAGACAUGGGGGUAUUGAUCCGGAUUCUAACGUCACACCCAAAGUUGCGAAGCUGAUGGACGCGCUGGGCGAACGUGGUGCUCUGCUACUAACGAAAGUGAUCAAAUCGGGAUGGCACAAUGCUGAAAAGUCGGUCUCCACGCCAUACGCAGAAAGUCUUGCGCCUAAGAUAACUACUCAAAUGCGUCAGCUGCAUUGGAAGACUGAUCUUGCCGAAUCGGCUAUCAGUAAGUUAGAUGCACUGGGAUCAGUGUAUGCAUUCAAGACCGUCUGUCAAAAAAAUGGCGGUCAUCAUCUGAAGCGGAUCAUUUUCCACAAACUAUCACCAUAUGAGGAGGGCCAGCCCGUGCCAGCCGCACUUAGCAUGCAGCCAGGAAGUUUUGAAUUCGAUUCGGCUCACAAAUGUAUGGCGCUACGUUUUCAACAUGGAAAAGCACUACAAUGCAUUCUUAUCCAGUUCGAGGGCUUCAAAAUUGAAAGUCCCGAGCAGUUUUUCAAAAGUAUCCGUAAGCGGUGCGGUAAAUCAAAUGAAGACAGGACGUUUAUUUAA
Lachancea sp. 'fantastica' is the source of this 1140-nucleotide messenger RNA. Lineage: Eukaryota; Fungi; Ascomycota; Saccharomycetes; Saccharomycetales; Saccharomycetaceae. The record is from the annotation of a GenBank genome assembly.